Molecule: messenger RNA, 8109 nt
Organism: Pongo pygmaeus (Bornean orangutan)
Lineage: Eukaryota; Metazoa; Chordata; Mammalia; Primates; Hominidae
Gene: APOBEC4
Product: apolipoprotein B mRNA editing enzyme catalytic polypeptide like 4
Exons: 2
Coding region: 3971-5077 (368 amino acids)
Source: RefSeq, a predicted model, not a curated record
AUUUUGUGAACUUAGUUAAGAGUCUGCCUUAGUUCACUAAUUUCGUUUUGUGGGGAAAGAAUGUAAAGCAAACAUUGGGUAGUUUGGCUAGAGUAUAAUAAUUAGAUUUUCUGGUUUUCAAAAACCUUAAAAAGAAAGUUUGAUGUGCUAUUUUCACAAUUAGUUUAACUAAUUACCAAAAAAUAGGUUUAUGUUCUAUAUGUCUUUUUUGUUCUUCUUUCUAUAAUAUCAUUUUUAUUAACUUUUACAAAAGUAUUAGUGUAUGAUGUGUUAAAACAUUAGACGAAUUAAAUUUAACAGAGUUUAAUUGAGCAAGGAACGACUGGCAAAUCAGGCAGCUCCCCAAACCAGAAUAGGUUCAGAGCAUCUCCAGCGCUGCUGCAUGGUCAGAGAGGAUUUGUGGACAAAAAAGGAAAGCAACAUAAGGAAAAUGGAAGUGAGGUACAGAAACAGCUGGAUUUGUUACAGCUUGGCAUUUCCCUGAUUUGAACACGGUUUAAACAGUUGGCUGCCUUUGGCCAAAACUUGGUGAUUGGUACAAGAGUAGGUUACAGUCUAUUUACAUUCCGGUUAGGUUACAGUUCCCUGAGUACGAAGAAACCUUUAGGAUGAACUUAAAAUAUGUAAGGAGGCAGCUUUAGGCUAAACUUAAUUUAACAAUUCCCCACCUUUUGGUCAACCUCUCAAUUUUGACACUGACCAAAACUUUAGGCAUUGAGGUCACUCUGUUACCAUCAUAAAUGUACUUAUUUGGUCUCAGAUCUCACAGAGAAAGAGCAGAACAGUUGGUUUUUAAGGUGGGAACAUGGAUUUCGGGUUACUUUUUUGUAAGAGUUAGAGAACUAAGGGGACCUCCUUGUGCUGGAAUCUCCUGUUUUCAUGAGAAAAAAAAAAAAAAGAAAAGAAAAGAAAAAAAACCUGGUCUGCUUUGGGAUCUAUCUGCUCCCUUAAAAUUUUAGUUUAUGUCACAUUUAGCAUGAGUGACUCCAUUUUGGUUUGGUCUGGUCGGCUGGGGCCUAGUGUACAAGCUCAGCCCAAAACAAUGGCCUCCCAUCACUAUGUUUAACAUAUGGUUUGGAAAUGUCAAUUGGUCCUUUCCCACAGAGAGUUGGAAGCCUUCUUUAGAGCAUCUAAACAGUCUCUAGAAGUAAAGAUGGUGCCUUUACCCUACACUUUUCCUCAGUUUAAGUUUUAGGAGUCAUUUUUAAUUCUAAACAUUUGCUGCUGUUUCCCCUAGGAUAAUGAGGAAAAUCAACAUGGAGGAACUCUAAGAGAAAAUCUGUGGUGUUAGCAAAUUAAGGGUGGCCCUACAGAAAGCUCUCUGCUGUUAAGACUGUGCUGCCACCUUGUGGCCAUCUUGUUUAUGACCCCGAGCUCGAAAAUCCACCCUCUGCUUUUUUGUCUCCUUUUGGUCUCAACUCCAGUGCUUUUCUUAUCUCAACUUUCCCAUCUAACUCCUUAGUGAGCUUCAUGAAAUCUACUUAAUCUUCUGAUCUUUACUUGAAGCUUGCUUUCUCAAUUCACUUCCUUUUAUCACGUAGUUUGUUACUGCUACAUGAAUUUGAGCAUUAUUGUUCAGUGUCAACCAAACUGCUAUUAAAGUGAUGAAUUAUAUAAUUACUUGGGUACAGUAGGUUCAAAUAAAACUUUAACAUUUUAGCAAUAACUUACAAAUAUUUCACUUCCUGCCACCCAAACAGAAAGUUGCCUUAUAAGCAGUAAGUAGCAAUACACAAGCCAUCUUGGAUAUACCCCAAACUGGGUUGCCAGAACAUAGAUUAAUAAUUUUUAGAGUGCCAAACUGAGUAAAUGUCUCUUAAAAAUUUAGAUCAUUGCAGGAGAGUUUGUUCUUUGUAAAUCUUCUUCAUUAUAAUCUCAUAAUAUCUUUAUAUAAAUAAUAUACAUCAUAACUCAUCUGAAUGAAGAUGAAACAUGGCAGAUUAGCAAAGGAAGACAGAAAAGAGAAGAAAGGAGUCUGUUGGGGAAGCUAGACAUUUCUUCCAAGCAUCUGCUUUCCAAUACAUGUCAAUUUCGCUGUGAACAGGAACCAUGGUAAAGGCCUUUCAUUUCCUCAUGAUGAAGUUUAGUCUUAAAAGUCAUUCUGUUCAACCUAAAUGGAAUGUUGCCAACUUAACAUUCCUUGGAGUCUUCCUACAUCUAACAGACAACUACCUUUAAAGAAUAAUGACUAAUUGGGGUUGCCUAUCCCUAAAAUCACCCUAAAAUGCAAUUGGUAAAUGUGCUAGUGGACAAAGGUUCAUUUUUCCUGUUUCUUUAGGCUUAACCUUCCAUAGGUGUAUCAUUUGCUGAGCAUCCAAUCCACCAUGGAAGGUGCACAGUGCACAUGGGAUGCUGGUGCAGAUUUAGGGACUAUAUUUUUUGUCUUUUCCUCCCCUCACUGGAACCUAUCAUACAGCUAAUACUUUCUUACAGAACUGAGCAGGCCCUCAGAACUUGAUUCUUCAGCUAGCAGGAGAAAAACCCCAACACGUUCUCUUCAACAGUCAGCUAUUAUCCUUUUACCCAGCUUUUUAUAAGUAAUAUUUUUAAAGUAAUGUUUGCAAUAGAUUGUCAUUUAUUAGGAUUAAAUAAAAGAUGAGCUAUGAGGAUUGACUUUCAGUUCCAUAUUUACAAGUUCAUUCAGUUAGAAGAUGCAAGCAAUGAGAACAAAGGGAUGACUCAUGGCAAACGGUGGGGAAGGGACAGGAUGCAGCAGUGGCCAUGUGCCAGAGCAAGCACCAAGGAAGAUGGAACUGAAAAUAACCAGCUGAGGAGUUCAUGAAUACACCUGAGGCCCUUAGGAGACAAAAACAUCUCGUCUAGUAGGAGCACUCUGGAUGAGAAAGGAUGUGUGCUGUGGUGCAGACUGGAAGUCUGACAGUGGAAACAGGCGUGGCGAAGUUUCGAGAAGACAGAAGGUGCCCUCUGGGUGCUCAGUAUCCCUGAGUUAUUUUUAGAGUAUGUCUGCUUACAGCCAGUAGUUAUUACUGGAAUGUACACAAUAGCGAUCCCCACUCACUCCUUCAGGUGGCCUGGGAAAGAGGAAUGAGGGAAUAAUCCAGAGUGAUUCACAGUGAAUUGUGACUAUCAAUGUGUCUUGUGUCUAGGAGAUGAUGUGGGGGUCAAGGGAGACUAAGGAAAAGAAUGGAGAAGGACAAGUGGCUCUUCCGUUAGCCACAGAGAAGGGGCUACAACUGAUCCUGGAACAAAUCUUGUCUUAAACUGGAGGGAACCACAUACAUACCAAUAGCAAGACUCUCCCAGGCAAUUUCUAAGAGGAGGAAAACGGCUAACACAUAGCCUAGGUUUAGACAGAAUCAAAAACACCCCCUUCAGGGACUGUGGGCCUCUUGGAGGAAGUCAACUCUCUGCUCCCUCUCACAGAGGGCAAGCCUCCCAAGGAGAAGCCCUGGCACCUGCGCAGGCAACAGAACCGCCAGGCCUGGCACCUACUCUAGACCAGGAGAAAGGUACUGAGGAGCAGGCCCUCAGAACUUGAUUCUUCAGCUAGCGGGAGAAAAACCCCAACAUGUUCUCUUCAACAGUCAGCUAUUAUCCUUUUACCCAGACUGGAAUAUGCAGUCCUGUAUAUUUUCAUCUUUGGAACAGGUGGCUUGAUAUGCAAAUAAAGUAAUAAGUGUCAAAGCUGUAUCCUAGCAGUAGCUACUUUGCAAACGUUACCAUGGCAGCCAUUCAACAGUGUUCUUAGAGGUAGCCACACCUCAGCAAGGGCUUUCUAACUUGGAACAGCAAAGUUCAAAUGAACGAAUAGACACAAACUGUGAAAGAGUCCUGAACCCAUUACAAGGCGAAUCUUUACAGCACAAUUGCCCUCUGAAGCUACUUGAAACAGGGCAUGGGACUUAAAGGAGAAAAAAAAGGAAAUGGACCAUCUCUUCUAACACCUGGAAUGUGAUCCAAGCCUGGAGACAAAUUGAUGGUUUGCAGCUAGAAGACAGUAAAUCUAGCAAUGGAGCCCAUAUAUGAGGAAUACCUAGCAAAUCAUGGAACAAUAGUAAAACCAUAUUACUGGCUAAGCUUCUCUCUAGAUUGCUCUAAUUGUCCUUACCAUAUUCGAACAGGUGAAGAAGCAAGAGUUUCCCUCACAGAAUUUUGUCAGAUUUUUGGAUUCCCUUAUGGGACAGCAUUUCCUCAAACAAAACACCUCACAUUUUAUGAAGUAAAAACUUCUUCUGGUAGCCUGGUGCAAAAGGGCCAUGCUAGCAGUUGCACUGGGAAUGAUAUCCAUCCAGAAUCAAUGCUCUUUGAAAUGAAUGGUUAUCUUGACUCAGCCAUACACAAUAAUGACAGCAUCAGGCAUAUCAUUCUGUAUUCCAGCAACUCCCCUUGUAAUGAAGCUAACCACUGCUGCAUCAGCAAAAUGUACAAUUUCCUGAUUACAUAUCCAGGCGUCACUCUUAGUAUUUAUUUUUCUCAGCUCUAUCAUACUGAGACGGACUUUCCUGCCUCAGCAUGGAACCGCGAAGCUCUCCGGAGCCUGGCCAGCUUAUGGCCACGGGUUGUUUUGAGUCCAAUAAGUGGUGGGAUCUGGCAUUCUGUUCUCCACAGCUUUAUUAGUGGUGUCUCAGGAUCACAUAUUUUUCAGCCCAUUUUAACUGGGAGAGCACUGGCUGACAGGCACAACGCAUAUGAAAUCAAUGCCAUAACAGGCGUAAAACCUUACUUCACUGAUGUUCUUCUCCAGACAAAAAGGAAUCCAAACACAAAAGCUCAGGAGGCUUUAGAGAGCUACCCCCUAAACAAUGUCUUUCCUGGACAGUCUUUUCAAAUGACGAGUGGACAACUGCAAGCCAACCUACCUCCAGACCUCAGGGCUCCUGUUGUUUUUGUGCUAGUACCUCUCAGGGGCUUACCACCAAUGCAUAUGGGCCAAAACCCAAAUAAACCCAGGAAUAUCGUAAGGCACUUAAAUAUGCCUCAAAUGUCAUUCCAGGAAACCGAGGACCUUGGAAGGCUUCCCACUGGAAGGUCAGUGGAGAUAGUGGAAAUCACAGAACGGUCUGCAAGUAGCAAAGAGGCAGAUGAAAAGAAGAAGAAGAAGAAAGGGAAGAAAUAAAACCUACAUUCCUACAGCAUGAAACCAAUUACCAAGGGACUUAUUAGAUAGGCAAUAAAAAUCUGGAAACUUUCUCUCUUAGGGCUGAGCCAAGAUGGAGAUAAACUGAUGGACUAAAAGCAAACCUUGAAUUAUUUACCAUAUCAACUAUUAUAAAUUUACACUAUUUUAAACAUAAUCCAAAAUGUUUCCAUAAGCAACUUGAUCUCUCUCCUUUAUUUUGAAAGUGGCAGUAUCAAAAUGGAACCAUUAGCAACUUGCUAAUAUUUUGGUGCAGAAAAGGAAUCUCAUUAUUCUAUUUUACUCACAUCAUCUUUCCACUACAAAUCCCAUGGACAAAAUAGCUACCUAAAUUUAUUUCAGUAAAAAAAUUUACUGUAAAAUUGAAAAACAGCCUGAAGCUACUGACAUUAAGUGCUGUUUGCAAGAGUAAACCAGUGAUUUUCUAUUAAUUGUUAACCAUGGACAGAAGAUUUUAGGCAGCUCAUUUUUUUCUAAAGUGAUUCAAAAUAGUUUUGUGUGGGAAAAAGCUCUUCUGCUGAUUACAUAUAGCUAUAAAGAUUAAAACCUAGCCACCUGCUCAGUUUGAUCUUCCCCAGCUCAGACCUCUCCCUUCUGAGCAGAUGAUAGAGGCAAGAUGAUACAUGAGAACCUCCAAUGGCUCCUGUCAUCACAUACCAUAUAAAAUCCAAGUUCCUCUUACUAGCUUUCAAGGAUCCUCCUUUAACUUCCUGUUGCCUUGUCUCAUCAGCAAGAUCAUAAGUACCUACAGGUCAAGCACUGUCUCUCCCUUCUCUUAUCUUUUCCCUUAGGAUCUAGCACAUUAUCUAGCAAAAUGUGAGUAGCAAGGCUGAAAUGACAUCUCAAUAACUUCACCAGUGACUGUGACUCAGCAUCCCUUCUCCAUCCCAGCUGAAAGCCUGCUUCACCAUCCUGCAAGAGAUGUUUUUUCUUUUUGUUAGCAUCCAUUCCCCCUUCUAAUGCAGCUCCCAAUGCAUAAUGUGUGUUUUACUUCCCUCUUUCUGACUCCAUCCUCAUCACCAGUGAAUAUUUGUACCUUCUCUUAAAAUCUUCAAAACACACUUCUAGGAAGUGCUCCUUGAUUAAUCCUCUAAGCACUUAAAUGAAAGCACUUUGCUUAUGCUUAUUUCACAUUUGCUGCCACUUGCCUCUUUGAAAUAUGUAAAGAUACAUUAUAAGAAAAAUGUACAUUUUCUUGUAACUUGCUAUUAAUUUUUCUCUUUAUAUAUAUAUACAAAGUAAUCCUAAGCUAAUAAAAGAGUUUGCCAUGACAUUAAAACAUUUAAUACUCCAUAAAGGAGGAGGAGAAAGAAAAACAUAUUUUAGGAAUAGCAAUUAGUAUUGUGGUUAAAAUAAACAUGAAUAAAAAUUUUAAAAUAAAGUUCUAUUGUUAGCAUACAAAUUUUAAUGGAAUUACUGGAAUAUAGUUUUAUUGUGGGUAUAUAGUGAGUAUUAUUUAAAGAAGUACUGUUGAGGUUUAUUUUUAUUUCAUGAAAUCCUAUGUCCAUAGUUUGGGAUACUGAGUUAAAAAGAUCCCAACAUGACAAAUCCAGCAUCUCUGAUCAUUAUAAUAAUAGAUCCAAUUUGUUGCCAGAAAAUGGCAGACUACAACAUGAACCAGGCUACAGAGAAUCCAAUUAGAAACAUGGUCUGAAAUAGAUGAUGAACUGAACCUGGAUAUCAGUGGUAUAUAGCAAAAGGAGAAGUUGUCAGAACUAUAGGAAAGAAAAGUGCCUUUGGCAGAUAAACUUUUGUACUGGUUCGAUAAGACUAGGGCUAUGAAGAAGAUUACUGACAGGUAGUUAAGUCCAGGCCAAUACAGCCAACCUUAGACAAAAGACUGUUAGAAGAGCAUAAAGAUACACUGCCCAAGGCAAGUAAUGUUUCCUCAUCUGUAAAACAAGAAAUGUGGGCUAGUUCAUCUUUAAGGUUCCUUUCAGCUCCGUCUGCUGCUAUAAGAAGGCAUAUAGCAAAGCAAUAGUUCCACAAAGUGAGAUCCUGCAGUGCAGUGAUUAGCUUCCUUGCUCACUACACAGUGAUUCUUGGUCAUGUCAGCCUGGCCGGGGAUCGAGAGAGAGAAAUUGGGUUGCUCCACACCUCUUCAGCCAACUGGCAAUGGUGAUAUGGAAGAAUAUCUCUGCCACCACACAUAUAGAAAUAAUGGAAAUAAAGAAAAUAGAAGUAAAUUAAGAUAGCUAGUAAUAUGAUGAUCUGGACAAGGCAUUAGGAUAUAUGCCAAGAAAACAAUGAGACUGAAGAGAGGGACACAUUAUCUUGGUGAAUCUACCAAGGUCCAGGGUUUGGGGGUCUUAGCUUUGUAUGCUCAACUACCUUCUUAGUAAGUACAGGAAGAAUGGAUUUUCUCAUCGGAAGCAGGUUUGGUUAACAAAGCUCUUGAGAUUGACAUGUAAAGACAAAAAACUAAUGUACUGAUUUCUAGUAAGACUUAUAACUGGAUAUGCAAGCAUAUAUUCAAGUCAUCCAGGUUACAUAGCCUCUCCAUGUAGAUCAGCUACAUGGCAAGCCAAAUUAUCAUAAGGUUGCCUUAUGGAUUAGAGGAGUCCAUUAUGUGACUCAAAUGUUUAGUGCUAUCAGAUUCUGCUUUAGUAGUGGUGACUGACAUCUGCUUAGAAUGAAGUGGUGGAUGGGAUAUGCACAAGGGCAUCUCAUUCCUGGACAAUGUUUGGGAGGGUCUAGGCAACAAGAGACAACACAAACCUCUAUGACCAACUCCUGUCAUAGCAUCGAUUUUCUAUGUGACUAGAAAUCCAUUUUCUAUGUGACUAGAAAUCCAUUUUCUAUGUUUCAUCAAGCUACAAUCCAAUUUAUAUAAUACUAAAUAGAUUAGAAUUCAUCAAGCUAUAAUCUAAUCCUGCUGAUCUGACAGCAAAUCCUAUUUCUUUAAACUGCCAUUACAUCUUUUUUAUUCAUAAUAUAAGCAAUCCAAAAAGUUUAACUCACAGAAUGGAAUCUUACUCCUCUUACUGGUUUUUAAGGAAAGCCACAUAAAU